Messenger RNA from Ailuropoda melanoleuca (giant panda), 2186 nucleotides. RefSeq names its product eukaryotic translation initiation factor 2 alpha kinase 1 (gene EIF2AK1). Gene Ontology annotation, biological process: regulation of translational initiation by eIF2 alpha phosphorylation. The coding region runs from base 140 to 2044 and encodes 634 amino acids. Gene Ontology annotation, molecular function: ATP binding; eukaryotic translation initiation factor 2alpha kinase activity. The record is from RefSeq and is a predicted model, not a curated record. Gene Ontology annotation, cellular component: cytoplasm; nucleus. The transcript is spliced from 15 exons. Lineage: Eukaryota; Metazoa; Chordata; Mammalia; Carnivora; Ursidae.
CGCGGGGGCAGAGGCACGUCUUCCGCCUCGUGAGAAGAAAACUUCCGCCUCCGGUGGCAGGUGCCACUAGUGCAGAGUGAGGCAGUGCUGGGUUGGCUGGCUGGCGGGCUGCUGGGCUGCGACCCGCGCGCGGCGGGUCAUGCUGGGAGGCAGCUCCGGGGCCCGGGGGCGCGAGGCGGAGUGCAGCGGGGCAGAGGCUGUGCCUGCGCCGCCCGCCAUCGAGUUCCCGGCGGACGGCUCGGACCCCACGUAUGAUGAAUCCGAUGUCCCAGCAGAACUCCAGGUAUUAAAAGGACCCCUACAGCAGCCGACUUUCCCUUUUGCAGUUGCAAACCAACUCUUGCUUGUCUCUUUGCUGGAGCACUUGAGCCAUGUGCACGAACCAAACCCUCUCCGUUCAAGACAGGUGUUUAAAUUGCUCUGCCAGACCUUUAUCAAAAUGGGGCUGCUGUCUUCUUUCACCUGUAGUGAUGAGUUUAGCUCGUUGAGACUACACCACAACAGAGCUAUUACUCAUUUAAUGAGCUCUGCUAAAGAGAGAGUUCGUCAGGAUCCUUGUGAGGAUAAUUCUCAUAUCCAGAAGAUCAGAUCAAGGGAAGUAGCCUUUGAAGCACAGACUUCACGGUACCUAAAUGAAUUUGAAGAGCUUGCCAUCUUAGGAAAAGGCGGAUACGGAAGAGUGUACAAGGUCAGGAAUAAAUUAGAUGGUCAGUAUUAUGCAAUUAAAAAAAUCCUGAUUAAUGGUGCAACUAAAACAGAUUGUAUGAAGGUCCUGCGGGAGGUGAAGGUGCUGGCAGGCCUUCAGCACCCUAAUAUCGUAGGCUAUCACACUGCUUGGAUCGAACACGUUCACGUGGCGCAAACACAAGAUAGUUUUUCUGUUCAGCUGCCAUCUCUGGAAGUGCUCUCCGACGAGGAGGAGGAGGAGGAGAACGACCGAAAUCAGUAUGCUCAAAAUGAUGAAAGUAACAGCUCAUCCAUUAUCUUCGCCGAGUUCUCCUCAGAAAAAGAAAAGUCCUCAGGAGAAGCUGGCACUGACAGUCAGAAUAACAGAUUGGUGAACUAUGGCACCAGUUUAAUCACAGGAGAUUCCAGGGAAUUUGAAUCAUCCAGUUUGCUCCAAGGAAAUGAUUUGGCUGAUUUGCCUUCCGGAUCGAUUGUUGAACAUCAGCUGCCGCUUAGGCAUCAUUCUGACUCGGAAGAGAAUUUCACAUCCACUGGGGAGUCUUCUGAAAACUUAAGUUUGUUGGGGCAGACAGAGGUGCAGUUCCGCCUGAUGUUGCACAUCCAGAUGCAGCUGUGCGAGCUCUCGCUGUGGGACUGGAUAGUCGAGAGAAACCGGCGGGGCCGGGAGUACGUGGACGAAGCGGCAUGUCCUUAUGUCAUGGCCAGUGUCGCAACAAAAAUUUUUCAAGAAUUGGUGGAAGGUGUAUUUUACAUCCAUAACAUGGGAAUUGUACAUAGAGACCUGAAGCCCAGAAAUAUUUUUCUUCAUGGCUCUGAUCAGCAAGUAAAAAUAGGAGACUUUGGUCUGGCCUGCACAGACAUCAUACAGAAGAGCACAGACUGGAUCGAUAACGAUGGGAAGAGGAUGCCCACACACACUUCCAGAGUGGGUACUUGCCUGUACGCAUCACCGGAGCAGUUGGAAGGAUCCGAGUACGAUGCCAAGUCAGACAUGUACAGCUUGGGUGUGAUCCUGCUAGAGCUCUUUCAGCCAUUUGGAACAGAAAUGGAGCGAGUACACAUUUUAACAAGUUUAAGAAGCGGUCAGAUACCUGAAUCCCUCAGUAAGAGGUGUCCCGUGCAAGCCAAGUAUAUCCAGCACUUAACUGCAAGGAACGCAUCUCAGAGACCGUCUGCUGUUCAGCUGCUGCAAAGCGAACUUUUCCAAAAUUCUGGAAAUGUUAAUCUCAUCCUACAGAUGAAAAUACUGGAGCAAGAAAAAGAAAUCGAAGAACUAAGGAAGCAGCUGAGUCUCCUUUCUAAGGACAAAGGGGCCAAGGGUGACAUGAGAGAUGGGGGUGUGCCUGUCCUGCCUUAAUUAGGCUCCAUAAAUGUGGAUGUGGACUUCUAAUUCUUUAGUCAACCGGAAUGUAAAUUUUGUCUUUGUUAGGGUAUAGAUGGUGUAGUUCUACUUAGUGAGCCUGGACAAGACUUAUUAAAGUUGUACAAGUUCCCCCAAA